AUGACGUCAGCUUCAAAGAGCUCCACCUCUAACGGAGCCGCAGCCGCUCCCAAACCAACAACAUCAGGCCAGCACUCAAGAAAAGCCUCGGAACCGACUUCAGCACAGACCCCUUCAUCGAGACUAACUUCGAGACCAACAUCCCGACCGGCCUCGUCAGGCACCGGCACACCUUCAAGAUGUUCCUGUGCCUGUGACAGACCCGACAGCCGGGAGGAUGAAUUGGCCAACGUCAACAACGAGUUGCCGUCGUUGGAACUCAUCCGCCAGAUUGACAACUACCAGGUCCUCGAUCAAGAUGGAAAGGCACACAGCUUCCGGAGUUUGUACACCGGGAAGCAUGUCGCGAGGCGGGUGCUGAUCAUCUUUGUUCGUCACUUCUUCUGCGGUAACUGCCAAAACUACCUCCGCACGCUCUCCGCCUCUAUCACUAGCGAAGCUCUCCUCUCUCUCCCUCUGACAACCUUCAUCUGUGUUGUCGGCUGCGGCGAUCCAUCCCUCAUCAAAAUGUAUGCCGACGCCACUGGCUGUCCCUUCCCCAUUUACACCGAUCCCUCACGCCGCCUCUACGAGGCGCUCGGAAUGGGCCGCACCCUCGCGCUGGGCGAGCGCCCCGCCUACAUGCAGCAGCAUCUGCUAGUAAGCAGCGCCGCGUCCGUUCUGCAGGGCCUGAAGCAAUUGGGCAAGGGGAAAGUCCAUAAAGGGGGUGAUGCGAAGCAGGUGGGAGGAGAGUUUCUGUUUGAGCCAAAGUCACUUGUUGAUGCGGUGAGGAAGAAUGGGAAUGUGCUGGGCGCAGUGGCAAGUCCGGUGGAAGGGUUGCCGAGGGAUGUGUUGUUUUCUCAACCGGGAGAUGAAAUGAAGAAAGGAGGAGGGGAAAGGCCUGGAUCGAGGAGGGAGGAGGCUAGUUUGGAUGGGAAGUUUGAGCCAGAUGGAGAUGGCGAGGAUAAGGUUGUUACAUGGUGCCAUCGGAUGCGGAAUACCAGGGAUCAUGCUGAGAUUCCGGAGUUGAUGGAGGUGUUGGGGCUAGAGGGGUAUGGGCAACCGAGUGAGGAUGAGGAGAGGUGGAGGAAGGCUUUGACCACGAGGAAAGGGAAGGGGAUGAGUCUUGCUGGGCAGAUGGGGCUGAUUAAAGGGUUGAGGACUGGAGAGUGGAAGGAUGAGAAUGGGCAAAGAAAGGGCCCAUCCCUUCGAGACCGUCUAAUCGUUCCUCCGAAGCAUCGGAAUCCUUCCGCCCGGCAUGAAGACAAGAAACCGCGCAAGGUCAGCAUUGCUCCCCUUUUCCAACGCAUCGAGGCCGCCUUCGAGGCAGGUCCGGCUCCUUCCACGUCCAGCUAUGCGAAGACUCGGGAUCAGAGAGGGCGGUCCCCUUCUCUGACCCCUGAUGAUCUGUUGAAGCAACUCAAGGAACACUAUUUCCAAACGGCUACAACACUCCACGAGCAAGCUCUCAUGCGGCUGGACCUCGCUCAGCAGAACCUCUCUCACAAACUCACCCAAGCCCUCAACGGAGACGAGGAAUUUCUCGUCCAUGCUGAACAGCACAUCGAGCGGCUGGCCAUUCCACUCGAUGAGUUCAUGAUACAGUCCGAAAAGAGGAGAAAAACGACUAUUCAAGACUCUGGUACUGGCACAGGGAGCAGCGACAAUGCCGAGAACGGUGACGGAGAGAGGAAUGUGGAGCUGAAGACUGUGUGUGAGUUGGUUGCUGAUGCAACGGAACAAACCAGAGCGUUUGAGAAGGAGAUGGAGGAGUUGUGGAGGGAGUGGGUAGUUGCAGAAAAGGAGGCCAGAAGGUUGAUGAGGAGGGUUGGAGAGCCAGGAGCAGGAAGUGAAGGGGGGGAACUGCUCAAGCGGUAUACUGCAGCGGUUGAGAAGGAGAUCGCUAAGGCUGAGGAAGAGGUUACUGAUCUGGGGGGGGAAGCAGUGAAGAUGAUGAAGGAGAUCGAGAAGGACUUUCGGAAGGCGACGCUGCCGGACUUGCAUCUGUUCUUUCAAUCUAUCGAGGAACUGUAG
Messenger RNA from Thermochaetoides thermophila DSM 1495, 2013 nucleotides. RefSeq lists its product as uncharacterized. The record is from RefSeq and is a predicted model, not a curated record. NCBI's taxonomy places the organism in Eukaryota, Fungi, Ascomycota, Sordariomycetes, Sordariales, Chaetomiaceae. The coding region runs from base 1 to 2013 and encodes 670 amino acids. The transcript is spliced from 5 exons.